UUUUUUACAGACAAUCCAAAUGUCAGAGACAAGCGGUUGAUAACUUGCCUGCAGGAGAAGGCCCGCCGGGAACUGCUUCAGUCAUGCUCAUCUCCUGGCAGCUCAGAGCGUGUGUCACAGCUGCUGCUUCGUCUUAUCCCACUCAAAACUUUUGUGCCUGCCAUCAUGGAGGAACUUUUUUUCUCAGCUCUGACAGGCUCUGUCCAGAUUGACAAUAUUAUUCCCUACAUCCUGCGCAUGGAAACGGCAGAAUACAAUCUGCAGAUGACUGGUCAGACCGGUGCUGCAGCUGUGGCUGGAAUAACUGGUGGGAUUGGUGUCCCUGCCUUACAUGACCCAAAUGCUCCAAAUCAACCCCCCAGUGUUCCUAUUCUGCUUGAGUCUAGCCAGAACCAGGUGACGCUCAGCUCUUCAGGGGAUGGGGGCAAUAACUCCAGGGGAUGUGGGGACCCCUCUUCCAACUCUACGCAUAAUACCAGUCUUGGUAUAAGAGCCUCAUUAAUAUCAGAUGCCGGACAGGUUUUGACACUUUACACAGACUCGGGCAACACAUCAUCACCACAAAACUCCACGUCUGCCACGUGAGAAAGCUUUUUGACCUGGGUGUUGACAACCUAGAAAUGCGUCUGAAUGAAAGAAAUGCCAUUGACGGACAAGUCAAAUACACACAUAUGUAAUAUAUUCAAUGUAUUUGUUUCUGCUAGUGCACUUGCACACCCCACUCUGUUAGUAGCAUAUUGGCUACAUCUCUACUGUGUAAUGGUAAUUGUUAAUGCUGUGUUAGAGCAGGACGAGGGGAUGGAGAACCAUAUUUCAAUUGAUUUGUGUGAUGCAUCUGCUUGUGUUCUGCUUGAAACUUAUGUGAUCCUGACAGUGAUUCUUGCAUACCGUCAAGUGGGAAUUAGAUUAACAUUAUCACCUUAAACUUUUGUGUUUGGUACUCAUCCCAUACAAAAUGUGCCAUUCUAGAACCAGUCUGCAGGAUUUCAGCCCUGUGCGAUCGCAACAUUUUAAUUUUAAGGCUGACUCAUUAAAAGUCAAAUUUUUAGAUUGCUGUGAAAAUGUAUGGGUGAGAUAGAUAUUUUUGAUGUCACUAAAAGCACUUGCAAGUUGCCUACUCCUGUGGAGAGUUAAUGAACAAUUUCAGAAUCAUUUCUGACCAGGCUUAAGUAAUAACUACUAAAAUGUUAACUUCUGGAAAACUCUUCUCUUUGCCUUUUACCAGCUUCUUCUGACAAUUUUAACAAAUAUUUUACAUACCUUAAUGAUCACAUGAGCCACAAGAUGUCUGUGGAGCUCACCUGUGUCCUUGAUCUCACCUUAAUUUGGGACACCCAGCCAUCUGUACAAGCCACACUGCACAAUCAUUCAUACUUCUACAAUCUGUGCACAGCUUAAAACGUUUUUCAAAAACAUCACUGAUUUUUUUUUUUUUCAUUGUUAGCCUCAUUUGUACCUACUACGCUGAAUGUACUUUCCUUUGCCUCAAUUAUUAUCAGUUAACUUGAGAGGUUUCAGUUUUUACAAAUUGGGCUUUAGAAAAGUGGUUGCUAAGUUGUUGGCAGUUCCCAUUGGUUCAAGAGAUAAAACCAUUCUUUAGGACAUAGAGAAAUGUGAACUUUUGUGUAACUUGAGAUGCUGCAAUUGUUUCUGAUUUAGGAUUAUAAAAAACCGAAGCACAUGGAUGAUGUAUGCGUGCGUGGCUUUUCAAUUAGAAUAUUUUUUUCACCAUUAAUAUUUAAAAUCUACAUAAUGUAACCCUUGGGUCUAAGUAAAGGCUGAGGGGCCCUCUCUUUCUUGCUGUUGUCUUUACAUUGUUUAAAUUUGUGUUUCCAUUUAGUUUGCUGAUAUUUGGGUCUGGAGGCCUGGCAUGACAACCUGCUUUUUUUGUUUCACUGUAUAUCUAAGUCUCUUUCAACAUUCACCUUUAUCUAAUGUUAAGGCUUUGCUAUAAUUUUGAUUUUUGUUCCAUUGAAGUACAUCUCCAUCUGUGGUUUCUUGAAUAGAAUGUGACAGUGGGUUUCCUCUGUAUAUAUACUAAGAUGUGAUAGCCAAUUUUUGGUAGGGUUCUGCUUAUUGGCUGGUUUCUGCAGGGUACCAGUUCAAAGUAUUUGGGAUUUAUGGUCCCCUAUGGCACUACAUUGUCCUUGUCAGUAAAAUUUUUAUUUCACCACUCAAGAAAAAUGUACUCUUAUACUACCGCCAAAAUUGUUUGAUUUUUUUUAUAAAUCUCUGUUAAAUAUAUGUGUCUGGACCAAAAGAUUAGAUCAGCUCAUACAUUAACAGGUGGAAUACAUUCUGAAUAGAUGG
This is a messenger RNA of Lymnaea stagnalis (great pond snail), 2310 nucleotides long. NCBI's taxonomy places the organism in Eukaryota, Metazoa, Mollusca, Gastropoda, Lymnaeidae. The record is from the annotation of a GenBank genome assembly.